Messenger RNA from Olea europaea var. sylvestris, 339 nucleotides. RefSeq names its product bifunctional protein FolD 1, mitochondrial-like. The record is from RefSeq and is a predicted model, not a curated record. The transcript has 2 exons. Gene Ontology annotation, molecular function: methylenetetrahydrofolate dehydrogenase (NADP+) activity; methenyltetrahydrofolate cyclohydrolase activity. NCBI's taxonomy places the organism in Eukaryota, Viridiplantae, Streptophyta, Magnoliopsida, Lamiales, Oleaceae. Gene Ontology annotation, biological process: tetrahydrofolate interconversion. Gene Ontology annotation, cellular component: cytosol. The annotation marks the transcript as partial.
AGGCACCAUGCUACUGUGACCAUUAUUCAUCCACAUACGAAAAACCCAGAUAAAAUUGCGAGUGAAGCUGAUAUUUUAAUUGCAGCUGCUGGAGUGCCAAAUUUGGUGUGCAGGAGUUGGUUAAAACCUGGUGCAAUAGUUGUUGACGUUGGCACUACCCCGGUUGAGGAUCCCAAGUGUGAACAUGGUUAUCGGCUCAUUGGAGACGUUUGUUUUGAGGAAGCAUCAAAGGUAGCUUCUGCGAUUACGCCUGUGCCAGGAGGAGUUGGACCAAUGACUGUUGCCAUGCUGCUUUAUAACACACUUCAAUCUGCUAAGCUCUCAUUUAAAUUUACUUAG